Messenger RNA from Dacryopinax primogenitus, 3678 nucleotides. RefSeq lists its product as uncharacterized. The record is from RefSeq and is a predicted model, not a curated record. The coding region runs from base 1 to 2622 and encodes 873 amino acids. Gene Ontology annotation, cellular component: COG complex. The transcript has 14 exons. Gene Ontology annotation, biological process: intra-Golgi vesicle-mediated transport. Lineage: Eukaryota; Fungi; Basidiomycota; Dacrymycetes; Dacrymycetales; Dacrymycetaceae.
AUGUCAGCUGACGCACCUGUCGACUACGACAUCUUUGCCCAUCCCUCCUUCGACUCAAACGAAUACGCGAAUGCCAUCCUCGCACGCGAAUCAUACAAUCCCUCAUCCUCUAAGCCCAAACCAAGCACAACAAUUGUCAGAGGAGCAGGCCCCAUCUCUUCUGAAGCCGGUAAAGAGGACAUAUCCCUCGCCAUCGCCAAACUGAACUUUGCGAUUGACGAUGUGGCAAAGCAGUUACAAAAUGUCGUCGUGACGCACCAUGAAGCUCUAUUGGCACAAGCGAGCACAGUCACAGAUCUGGAGAGGGCUAUCGGCUCGGUGAGGCAUGGACUGGAGCAGGUUGAAACUUCCCUGGACCGGCUGAAAAAUAAGAUUCAAUUACCACACGCGACCCUCUCAGCACAUGUCGUCCGCCUCCAGCGUUUGCAGCUGGCAACGGACGUUCUCCGCCGCACAUCGCGCUUCAUAAUCAUCGCCCGACGACUUGAGGUGCAAAUGGCAGAGGUGGAUGCUGAGCCCUCGCAUGCCGUUAAUGGGAGUGGAGCCGCGACGGAGGUUUUGGAAGGGGAUAAGGAGAGGGCGAUCGCCAAAGCUGCAUUGAGUAUCGCUGAACUCGUGUCACUCUACUCCGCCCCAUCGGUAACUGUUGUCGACCAAGAAGGUGAUUCUUCUACCUCCAUUUCAACCGCAACUCCACGUGUACCUCUCUCCCAAGUACGCGCUGUUUCACGGCACAUUGCCCAGAUCGAAUCCCACCGGAUCAGAGUAACCUCUUCAAUGGAGACCAUGGUCUCGAACGGCCUGCUAAACCUGGAUCAAUCGCUGCUGGCCUCAUCUCUUCAGACAGCUUACAAUCUCGGCGUACUUCCAAAGCUGGUGCAGAACUUGAUGGCUGAUCUGACGGGUGCGGUGGACGAGAGGAUUAGGAGUGCCUUUGAUGUGAACCGGAUAUCGCGCGAGACGGCUGUCAAAGAGGCACCCACGUCGUCCGUCCCCAGCCUGAUGUACAAAUCCCGCAUCCGCACGGAACCUACCCAGAUCACCGCUCCCCAAUGGACGCAAGCGCUGUGGUCCCGCCUUGAUCUGCUGAUCGAAGACAUGGCCUCUUGCUGCAUCAAGGUCUACACACUGGAGAAGGUACUCCAGCGAAAACGCGACCCCGCUACAGGGGUUGUCUUUCUAGACGAAGGCAUGAAGUUGCUCGAAAAUAAACCCAGUUCCACAUUUUGGAUGUCGCUGUCCCAGGCGAUCGAGAAGCAUACAAGGGAGAAUGCGAGGAACUCGACAUUUCUGCAACAAACCCUCAGCACAUCAUACCCGCGAUUCUUGCGCCUGUUCCACGACUUCUUCGCCAAGAUCGCCGUCCAUACCGAUACAGUAUAUACCCUCUCCCAACAAAGCCCAGAAACAGUCUUAAUCCUACGUUCCAUCUCUCAGUUUGAGACGCUGUACCUCUCUCGCUCCACCGUCAGGCUAAAUGAGGCCGUCUCCGCUGUCGUCGCGAACAAGGACGCUACACUCCUCGUGCGGACCAUCGCGAACGAGCUAGACAAGGCGAGAUUUGAUCCUCUUUUGGUGCGUUCGGUGGCGAGGAACGUGGUAGGCUCCCUGGACAACUUGAUCAUGCGGCUCGAUGGCCAAGUCAUUAAGGACAGACUUGCCACAUCUCUACAGGGACCAGGAGCGACAAUUCAGCAGAUCGGCAAUGCACAGGUCAUCAGCACACUCUACCAGACCUGUGUCCGACUACGCAAGUUGCAGGACGAGUUCCAUGAGAGUGUAUGGACUAUCGUAGAGCCCAGCACAAGAAUGAUCCAAGCAGCCUAUCAACGCGCUGUCGAGCCUCUACUGUCCGCCAUUCGGCGAGAGACAGCCGCCAUCAUAGCCCGGCUACACCGGGUCGAUUAUGGCAAACCGUUUGACGCGACUGUGGGCGGGGCGUCGAGCGUGUACAUGGAUGAUCUGAUAACCAAGCUUACGCUUGUAAGGACAGACAUACUGCCGAGGUUUGACGUUGGAGAACUGAGGAAUGAGUGGAUCAUGCAAAUAACCAAACAUGUCCUCAAGCACUUCGUGUUGCACGCGUCUAUCGCGAGCCCACUAGGAGAAGGUGGCAAGCUCCAGCUGACGAGCGACAUGACUCAGCUCGAGUUUGCGCUUAAUCAGUUUGUCUCAUCCGGUGAUGGGAGUGGGCCGAAACGGGGCAGCAGACUGCGGCUCGAGAACGCUGGGGAUGAUUUCAGGGCGCUAAGGGGGCUCAGGCCACUCCUAUUCCUCGACCCUGCUGACCUCACAUCACCAGCACACACAGCCGGCCUCCCACCUCUCAUCGUCCUGCACCACAUCCUUGUUCUCUCCCCAUUGCCAAUGCCACACACGACAAACGGGUGGACAGAAGCAGAGUAUGUGCGAUGGGUGGACACGCACGCGCCGAGCGAAGCGUGCGAUUUGGUGGAGGCGUGCUUGGGUAGGGGGGAGAAGAACGUUGCUGGAGGGUUCGAGAAGGCGGAGAGAGAGAAGGCACAGGGAUGGGUCGAGCUGGCGAGGACGGUGCUUGCACACUCCCGGGACCCGCAUCUACACACUCGAACGGGGAGCACGGUGGUCAAUGGGCGCAGCUAGCUGGGAUACCGUACAACCGAGUAAUAUAUGACUUGGGCGCCUGCAGUGAAUUGGCAAGGAUUAUGCCAGAGUUCGGUUAGCGUUGACAUAUCCGAUGCCCACACAGGAGACUAGUAGCUCCGUGUUGUCCCUAUCCAUUGGUUCUGCUGGAGAGAUCUUGAACACCGUUCCAAAGAAUGCGCGGAUGUCGCGGAAGUGUUGAAUGGCUCUGGGGCUCAGCUCUCCCAUCCUGCACCUGCUUACGUCUUCGCUCCCCAGCACCAUAUACAACAGGACUAAACACUGAUGAAGCCUAUCGACACAUCCUCCCCUCUUGAGUUCGAGCAGCAGCGCGCGCGAGGAGUGGAGGGCUACUUCUUCUGGUGUUGUUCCUGGUAGGGAGACAGAUUCAGAGCAGUGUAGUGCGCCGGUUGUAGAUUCAGCGACAAGGGAGAGAGCGUAGCCUGGGGAUUUGCCACUGUCCUCGCCCUUGAAUACGUCACUGUACAAGUAUACAUCGGGUAUGUAUCUAUUCAGCACUCCCCGUGCAGCUUCGAUCAUACGAUUAGAGAACUGCGGGCUGACUCUGACAGAGUGGGCGAUCCCUCUGAUCCUCUUGAUCUUCCCGGGUUCAACAAAAUUGAGCGUCUUAAGACUCUUCACCACAGGGCAGAUAAACUGCACUUCUCCGCCUCCACCAGGAAAAGCCCCACGUUUCCGGAUGCGGAGCUCCACACCCUCGCCUACGCCGAAUGGGGCGAGCGUGGGCAAGGUGACAGUCCGUAUGAGGUCCACGCUCAGGUCCCGCUCGUCCGUCGUAAUACCCUUGAGAGUGAGCUCUACCCGUUGCUUGCAAAACGGAGCAAGGGUAAGUAUUGGCUCCAGAAAAUAUCCCACAGAGCGAGUGAGAGGACAGUCAUGCGAAAUCGGGCCGCCGAUCAGGACGCCUGGGCCGAAGAGAAGAGAAGUGCCGGUGAGGGAGAUCUCGAUGUUUGACCCGUUCGUGAGCUUUUCGAGGAGUCGCAGUAGCGAGACUUCAAAAUCUCGCAACCCGGGAUCCUUGUCGUCACUCCUAAU